AUGUUUAAUAAUUAUCUAUGCACCAGCACAUUCAAACUAACACUAUAAAAAGUAAGGAAUUGCUUAGUGGAAAAAUAACUAUUUUUCAUUAUUACUAAUCGAUUAGAAUGUUCAUAUAAAGGUGAAACAUGUGAAAGCUAAGCAGAAAGGUGUUUGACUUGUCCAUUAAAUUCCUUAUGUAUACUUGAUUCUGUUAAGGGGUUUUUUUGUCCAGGAGAAUAUUAUGAUAAAGAAGAUUAAGUUUUUUGUCAAAGUAAUUUGCAUAUAGGCAUUUUAGGAUACCAUUUGAAUUGUAAAUCUUGAGAUGGAAAGGCUCAAGAUAACUGCCUCACUUGUGAUUCUCUUGCUAAAAGAGAUUUAAAAAUAAUGAAUGCAAAUGUUAACCACAUUUUUUAAAAUGUAAGUUUAGGAAGGCACUAGUAAUAAUAUUGGAUCUAAAAAUUAGAAUCUAAUGCAUUUUGUUAUAAUUGGUAUUGAAUAAUAUGAAUGUGUCAACAGUUAUGAAAAUUGUAUGAAAUAAUGA
Paramecium primaurelia is the source of this 523-nucleotide messenger RNA. The record is from the annotation of a GenBank genome assembly. NCBI's taxonomy places the organism in Eukaryota, Ciliophora, Oligohymenophorea, Peniculida, Parameciidae.